UAUGAUGUUAUCUUUGAUCUUGUGGUGGAAUUUUUUAUAUAAGUUUCCGCCAAAACCAUGUCCAUAGAAUAAUUCUUAUACAAAACUUGAAGAAUCUAACAGUUUUUACCAAAAAUAUGGAUUAAGUGAUAUACUAGUACUCUUAACUAAUAAACUACUAAUGAUAUAGUAUUGAG
Paramecium octaurelia is the source of this 176-nucleotide messenger RNA. NCBI's taxonomy places the organism in Eukaryota, Ciliophora, Oligohymenophorea, Peniculida, Parameciidae. The record is from the annotation of a GenBank genome assembly.